Parasteatoda tepidariorum (common house spider) is the source of this 2372-nucleotide messenger RNA. RefSeq lists its product as uncharacterized. Gene Ontology annotation, molecular function: RNA polymerase II cis-regulatory region sequence-specific DNA binding; DNA-binding transcription factor activity, RNA polymerase II-specific. Lineage: Eukaryota; Metazoa; Arthropoda; Arachnida; Araneae; Theridiidae. The record is from RefSeq and is a predicted model, not a curated record. Gene Ontology annotation, biological process: regulation of transcription by RNA polymerase II. Gene Ontology annotation, cellular component: nucleus.
GUCCAUUUGGUAAGUUCCCAGCGUUCUUUGUAAUAAUUUCCCAACAUUCUUCUGUGUGUCCGGCUGGACUGUGGUUGGCUGAAAGUCAAGGCCUUCACUUGAUACAAAAAAUUAAUUAUAAUAUGUCUAUAUUUGUUGUCGAGAAAUGUAAUAUGAUAUCCUUCAAUUAUCUGCUCUUGAUUGAUGAGCUGCAGUAUCAUCUAAUGAUUAUUAAGUCGCCAUCUUGUUAACAAAUUACUCUGAAUGCAAAAUAAUAUUCAUUUGGAUUAAACUGUAAACACAUCUGGAAAACUUAUUAGCACUUAAGACACAUAUGUCUGAGUUCAUCAGCUUUCGAAAAUAAUUGAAACCAGAUAAAUUCAAAUUAAAUUUCGUUUGGCGUACUCUUAUAUUCCCCCCUUUAAAAUGCGCUUGUUUAAAUUAUUAGUAUUUUAUGCUAUAUUAUUAAAAACAUGGAAUAAAAGUUUUGACUGUGGCUAAAUCAUGCAUCGUGAUUUCUUAAAAAGGAGAAAACUUAACAAUAAGAGUUAUAAAUAACUCUUUGCUAUUUGGUGAAUAUAUGGAUUGAUUGAUAUGAACCAUGUCAGGACUGAAAGAGUCAAAGGAAGAUGAACUUGAGAGUCAGAAAGCGCAGGAGGUGAUUGGAUUACUUCUAAGAAAACCAGAUGAGGAUUGUACUGAGGCCCUUACUUAUCCAGCUGUUUGUAAAACGGAACCUGACCUUCCUAGCUCUUCCAUUACGGUUUCUAUUUCGGAUGCCUCCCCACUGAACAUUUGUCAGGUUUCCUUGACUGAUGCUGCGGGAAUGAUUCUGGAACCUAAUGAUAUCUUGCGACAAUCUUUGGAUGGAACUUCCUCCAUCCAGUUGGAGGAUGGGACUACUGCUUUUGUGCAGAGCUUUGAGCCCGUCGAUGAAGCAGACAGUGGCGAUGCCACUGCCAGAUUCAUUGAUGGCCAAGCUGUGCAACUUGAGGAUGGUAGCACAGCCUUCAUUCAUGCUGCUCCACGAGAGGGACUUCAGCCUGUUCAGUUGGAAGAUGGAACGGUCGCCUAUCUAUCUCAAACUGGAGCCGAAUUAUUCAAUGGAGAAGCUUCAACUUUGGAUUUGGAACAUAUUUCAACAUCUCAGCUUGUUGAUGCGGAUGUUAAGGAAAUGGACUUGAAAGUGGAAAGUUUUAACAAAAGCACUACUACUAAAGUUGCAGAGAAAGCUUUCCAGUGUGAGUUUCCUAAUUGCAAAAGGCUUUAUACUACAUUACAUCACCUAAAAGUCCAUGAAAGGUCUCACACUGGAGAUAGACCCUUCAAGUGCAAAUCCUGCACAAAAUCUUUCGCGACAGGUUAUGGUCUUAAGAGUCACACGCGUGUCCAUACAGGGGAGACACCCUACAAGUGUCCGGACGAGGCGUGCCAUAAAGCCUUUAAGACAUCUGGGGAUCUGCAGAAACAUGUUCGAACACACACUGGAGAGAGACCUUUUAAAUGUUCCUUCUCUGGUUGUGAUAGAGCAUUUACUACCUCUAAUAUACGUAAAGUACACAUCAGGACGCAUACGGGAGAACGUCCAUACAUCUGUAAGGAGGAAGGUUGUGGUAGAGCUUUUGCCAGUGCUACAAACUACAAAAAUCAUAUCAGAAUACAUACAGGUGAAAAACCUUACCUCUGUGCAGUGUCUGGUUGUAACAAGCGUUUCACUGAAUAUUCUAGUCUUUAUAAGCACCAUGUCGUGCAUACGCACUUCAAGCCUUAUGCGUGCAAUCUAUGUGGAAAGAACUAUCGGCAAACCUCCACCUUGGCCAUGCACAAGAGGACUGCUCAUGGUAUUCUGGAACAGAAUGAAGAAGAGGAAAUGAUCUCUGAAGCUGUGGAGAAAACUGAAGAAAGCUUGGAACUUAAGAAAAAAGCUGUCAACACCAUACCAAAAGAGAAUGAAAAAGAUAAUAAGUGUGCCAACGUACAAUUAGAUACCAAAGAUUCCAGUUCAGUCAAAACAACAUUUCCUACUAUCGUAGCUCUUCAGGGUGAAACUUCUGCUCAACUUUUACAAGAACAUCCUGUGUAUGCUGUUCAACUGCAAGAUGAUGGGACUCUCUCCAACAUGCAACAAAUAGUUCUUGUCACCGACUCCUCGCAGCUUGCGACGCUGCAACAUUUGGCACAGCAAGGGCAAUUUGAAACAACUGUUCUCUCUUCUGUUACUGGGGAGGCUGACCUAUCCACUAAUGCAACGACGUAACGUCUUUAUUUCAAUGAAAUAAUUAUGGAAUGUUUUUUACCUCCCUCAAUCCUGUACAUUAUUUAAGAAGGAAAAAAAAUCAAAAUACUAGUCAUUGUAAUUAAAAUAUUGUUGAAUAAAUUUGUUUUAUUUUUUA